AUGAGGAGGCCGGCGGUGGUUGCGGUGGCACUGCUCCUGCUCAUCGCAUGGCAGCCGGCGCCGGGGAGGACGGCGGCCGCGAUGGACGAGCAGGACGAGGAUCCACCCGCCCGCAGCCUGCCGCCGCCGGACGAGCAGGACGACGAUCCGCCCACACGAAGCAUGCCGCCGCCGUCAGACGAGCAGGACGACAAUCCGCCUCUGCGAAGCAUGCCGCCGCCGCCGUCGGACGAGCAGGAGGACAAUCCACCUGUGCGAAGCAUGCCGCCACCGCCGCCGUCGGACAAGCAGGAGGAUAAUCCAUCCUGGCCUGGGCUUCCAUUGUUGCCGCCGCCGCCCCCGCCGGGCUCCAUGCCACUGCCGCCGCCGCCGCCGGCGGCGGAACCAGCAGCGCCGCCGACUCGCCCACGGCGUGCGCGGCUGCCGCCGAGGCAGGAUGAUCCGCCGGAACCUGAGCCGCCGGAGCUGCCUCGCCAUAGGCGGACGCCGAAGGAUCCGACGCCGCCACGGACGGUGGUGCCACCGCAGGAACCGGGGUGGGCCGCGGUGCCGCUGCCGAUGGCACCAAUGCCGGCUCCUGGGAGGCCGAUCAACUACAGCACCACCGGCUGGACGACCAUGCUGGUGUUCGGGGACUCGACGGUGGACCCCGGGAACAACAACCGGCUGCAGACGGUGAUGAGGGCCAACUUCCUGCCGUACGGCGCGGGCUUCCUUGGCGGCAGGCCCACCGGCCGGUUCAGCAACGGCAGGCUCAUCACUGACAUACUCGCGGAAAGACUAGGUGUAGCGAGGAGCCUUCCAGGUUUCCGCGAGCCAAGGUUGAGGCCAAGGCAGCUCAGAAGGGGUGUGAGUUUUGCAUCAGCAGGCUCCGGAUACGAUGAUGCGACCGCCAGGGUAUCGAAUACACUAUCAUUUUCCAAUCAAGUCGAGGACCUAUGGCGUUACAGAAGAAACCUCCAAAGAUUAGUGGGACCAAGAAGAGCUGGUCAACUUCUCAGGAGGGCUACAUUCGUCAUAAGUGCUGGAACAACCGAUCUGUUUAACCACUAUCUUGCCACAAACCGUUCAGGAACAGAGAGUUGGCCGCCGUAUGAGAACCUACUGAUAACACGUGUCGCUAACUAUACCCAGGCAAUGAGAGCACUUGGAGGAAGGAGAUUUGUAUUUGUUGGAGUGCCCCCAGUUGGGUGUUUACCACUUGUUAGAACCUUGCUAGGCACGGGUGCAGAAACAUGCCAUGAAAACAUGAACUCCAUGGCAACUUCAUUUAACAGAAGGCUAGGCGAAGUGGUGCGCUUUCUGAGGAACCAACGAGAUAUCAGAGCUACUUUUGUUGAUGUUUAUCCGAUCAUAAGCAUGGCGACAAUAGACCCCAAAAACUUUGGGUUGACAGAGACAUCAAGAGGCUGCUGUGGAACAGGGGUUAUUGAAGUUGGGCAAACAUGCAGAGGCCGAUUAACAUGCACAGAUCCCAGCAAGUACAUGUACUGGGAUGCUGUCCACCAAACAGAGAGAAUGAACCAAAUCAUCACUGAUUACGUGAUUAUGAAUUCAAUUGGAGAAAUUUAUGCCUAG
Molecule: messenger RNA, 1578 nt
Organism: Triticum turgidum subsp. durum (durum wheat)
Lineage: Eukaryota; Viridiplantae; Streptophyta; Magnoliopsida; Poales; Poaceae
Source: the annotation of a GenBank genome assembly